Xyrichtys novacula (pearly razorfish) is the source of this 8192-nucleotide messenger RNA. Lineage: Eukaryota; Metazoa; Chordata; Actinopteri; Labriformes; Labridae. The record is from the annotation of a GenBank genome assembly.
GCAUGCGUCCAGAUAGUAGCUGCGAGGUGGGAAAAUUCGUCCUGCUUGUACCUGUGCUAACUCGUAGCAGAAACAUGAAUUUUUGGAAACGUUUGUAACAAAACGGUGUCUCAGACUGGAUGUACAGACUCAUUAACUACAAUUUAAUCACCGUAAGUCACAAAAAUAAACGUGCCUACUCAUUUUCUCUUUGUUAUACGACAAAUACGACACAGUUUGCUGUCUGAAUUGACUACGUCGCAUAGCAAGCUAGUGAAGGUUGUUUUGCUCGUUUUUGUACCUCGUGGUACUAAAACAUAUUCACGCUUCUGAAUAUAGUAUAAGAUUACCGGUAAGUUAGGUAAAGUAACCCGAUUUGACUAUUCUUAUUGGCAAAUUUUGAAGAUAUUGGGGAGCAAAUAGCGCUCAAUAGUAAUCGUGGACAAUCGCCAGGUGGAGUGGAAAAUUCAGACUCAUCGUGUUCCUGAACAGAUGUAUAUUUAGUAUUGUUGAUAUCCGACAUGCCAGUGAUAUCCAUUUCCACUGAUACCAGUACUGACUUUGGUACCGAUACUAGCCUGCAGAAAGGCUGGUUAUGGACUCAAUGAUUUUCUUUUGAAUUUCCCUUUUAUUUUGGGUGGACACUGUAAUAUUUCUUAGCUUUGUUGACUGGUUUUCACUGUUUCUUUUUGUACAUAAACUUCAUGAACUCUUGGUAGUGUUAUAGAAGUGUUUUGCUUCUCCUUGCAUCAUCUGUCAGCAUAGACAACUCACAGUUAGGAUUGUCUAUUUGCUGUUCAUCAUGUUUUUCACAUUACUUGUCUUUGCAACAUUUGACCGCUGAAUCUAAGAUUUAUCCAAAGAGCUCUAUAUAAUAUAUAACUACAAUCAAUAAAUGAUUUUAAAAGCAAACUGAAAACAUACCUUUUUAGUCUGGACUGAUUGAUUGAUAGAUAGAUACAAACAUACAUACAUAUGUAGGAUGUGAGCUGAGAGCAGACUGAAACCUUUUCCUGUCCUGGUUUUGGCAAAAAAUGAACACCAUUGCCAGUGUUGUGAACUUUUUAGGUGUUCUUACUGGCCAUAGGUGGGCUCAAAAUCACACCAAGAGUCAAACUAAUCCUAACUGUAACUCUCUUUGUCUCUCUAGUUUACAAAUCAUAGAGAAUGAAGAUUGCAGUUGAAGGCUGUUGUCAUGGGGAGCUGGACAAGAUCUAUGAGACCAUCGGUUUCCUGGAGAAGAAAGAAGGGGUGAAAGUGGACCUCCUGCUCUGCUGUGGAGACUUUCAGGCAGUACGCAAUGAGGGAGAUAUGAAGUGCAUGGCAGUGCCGGCCAAGUACAGAACCAUGCAGACCUUUUACAAGUAAGUUUGUUUGUUUUUCCAAGAGAAGUGACGUUUAUAAACAGAGAAAGUGAAUAAGUAAUAUAAUAUUCUUGUAUUGUUUGCAGAUACUACUCUGGAGAGAAGAAAGCUCCAGUCUUGACCAUCUUCAUUGGAGGGAAUCAUGAGGCCUCAAACCACCUGCAGGAGCUGCCUUAUGGAGGCUGGGUGGCUCCCAAUAUUUAUUAUCUUGGUAAGAACAGGCAGAAAGUAGAUUAAAGUGUUCAGUUUACGCCUUUAUUCCUUUGCGAGCCUGACUUGAGCAUAUUCCUGCAGGUUAUGCAGGUGUAGUUCGCUACAGAGGGAUUAGAAUCGGGGGUUUGUCCGGCAUCUUUAAAUCACGUGACUACAGAAGAGGUGAGUUUUUCUGCCUGCAGAGGGUUAAACUUUUCAGUAUGGAAAGGUAGAGUAUGUUUGAGUGUGUUUACACAUAAUUUUUGCUCUUUAAGGUCACCAUGAAUUCCCUCCAUACAACCCUGAUACACUACGAAGCGUCUACCACGUCCGUAAUAUUGAGGUGUUCAAAUUAAAACAGGUAAAUAUUACAGAAUCGUCAAGCAGAUAUAUAGAUCCUUCAUUAUUACUGUUUCAGAUACAAGAAGUUUGGCAGCAUUUCACUCAAAGCAGCAUACAAUGUACAGCUGCACCUGCAAACAUUUAUAAAUUUAUGCAAUAAACAUCAACAAGUAGUCAUCUGAGUUCCUAAUUGUCAAAGGUGUAACAUAAAACAGAGAAAUGAAUUGUAUUGAGAUGAAAGAAAAAUGUCUUUUUUCACUCAGAUCCAGAUGCCCAUUGACAUCUUCAUGAGCCAUGACUGGCCCCGUAAGAUUUAUCACUACGGAAGUACACCAGAUUUGCUGCGAAAGAAGAAGUUCCUGCGACAAGAAGUAGAGUCCAACACCCUGGGGAGUCCUGCUGCUGAGGAGCUGCUUGCUCACCUCCAACCCAGCUACUGGUUCUCUGCACAUCUGCACGUUAAGUUUGCUGCUAUUAUGCAGCAUCAGGUGAGGUUUACAGUUUUCUGCAGUUUCAUUAGUUUUGUUUUAUAUAUCAGUGUAUUAACCCACUCAGUGUAAACUCUCUUGUCUUUAGCCUAAAGGUAAUUCAGCACCACGUGUGACCAAGUUCCUGUCCCUGGAUAAAUGUCUCCCCUACAGGGAAUUCCUCCAGGUGAGAAAAAUUUUUGUUGUUCAGUCUGGUGUUGAAUGCGGGUUUGAUAGUAUUUCGGGUGACACACACUCUUGUGUUGCAGAUUGUAGAUGUUCCAGAGAGACCGGGUUCAUCUGAAGGUCUUGAGUACGAUCCGGAGUGGCUCGCCAUCCUGAAGGCCACCAACAGUUUACAGAGAGUCACCCAACACCCCUGGAAUCCCCCAGAAAACAACGGCCUCCAUGAACGGUACAAAUAAUACACACACAUCACAGCAAGCUUCCCAUGGUUGCGCAUUUCUUGAAAAUGUUGUGAUAUUGACAAAAAACAGACUCAUGUGAGACAGUCAUCUGCUGAGACAGAAAGGAGGUAGAGAUUGAGAUGCAGAAAGCGAGAGAUGGAUACUGAUUAACAACAACAACAACAAUAAUACAUACAGACAUAUGGGUCAAGUGGCAAAAACAAUGGAGCAAGGAUGUGGAGUGCUUACAGGAAGAUGAUUUUAAUGAUAAUAGACUGAUCUUAGUUUAGGGUUAGAGUCAACAGGUCUAUAGUAACAACAUUUGUAGUAAUGAAGUUCACAAUAUGGGCUGGAACGAUAACUCCAGUUAAACCAGGUGGAGUCAAAAAUUAGGAUUAGAAAAAAGGUGAGACUGAUGCAUGUAGUUGGAGCAGCAAAAUAAUAACUCUUUAGGAUAUCAUACCUGACCAUGUGGGUACAAAGAACAAUAUAUAAACUUAUUUAAACAGAGAAAUAAGAAUAAAAUGAACCAUUUCGGUCAUAAUGUGUUCUACUUCAAAUCAACAAAUUGCAGUUUCAGAUCAUUUCCUCUCACACCGGCAGGCACAGCUGUUGAGUUCAAGGUAAUAGAGAUUGUUUAAUCACAGGUGGGACUUCAGAGCCUCAGAAGUUGCUAUGAUGAAGGUGGUGGAGGAGUUCAGCGGUGAGCUCGCCAUCCCCGACAACUUCAGCCGGACCGUGCCAGCCUACGACCCCAACAAACCCCAGCCUCACACCGCCCCCAGCUGCGGUACAAACCCCCAGACCACCGAGCUCUGCGCCACGCUAGGACUCACAGAUAUCUACGCUCUGGCUGCACAGGGAGGCAGGGGAGUUCAGGGCAGCACUGGAGGAGAGGACGAUGAUGAAGACGGACAGAGUACAGGGAGCGCAGAUGAGCCCAGCGAGUACCCGACUGACACUUCAGGGUUAUCGAGCUCGUUGAACCCAGAUGAGAUUACGAUAGAGGAUGAGUGGGAGGAAGAGGAGGGAGCAGAAGAGGCUGAGAGUGACUCUAAAGGAGAAAUGAAGGGAGAUAAACUCCCUGAUGUAGCUGCAGGUGACAUCCACACCCCCAGCCGGCUGGUUCUACCCAGACCCAAAUCUGAUUUCUCCCCUACUCAUCUACCUGACCUCAUGAACCUCCCCCCUCCCUCCCACUCCACCCCAGCAGUCCCUCGGUCUCUUCCCGAAGCAGAAAAGGAGUGCGAGGAAGAUGAUGUUGCGGCCGCACGUAUCCUGAAACGUACCAGCGACGAGAGCGGAGGUCCUGACAGCAGAGGGUCAACCCCCAGAAUCAAACGCAGGAACCAGAUCAUCUAUGCGACAGUGGAAGAUGAGGAGGGUGAGGAUUAGAGGGCAGGGUGAGACAAGGCAAAGGGUGAGGACUCAUUUUUGACACAGAGGAUACAUUCUCCUAAUUUAUCUUUUUAUUUUCUGCCUUUUAUAAAAAAUAGGGGAAAGUGAUUAAAUUGACUUGACAUGCAAUAUUCAGUUUCUCCACAACAGCAAAUGAAUUGUCGUCUUUUUGUAAAAUUAGAUUUUUAUAUGUUUCCAUCCACUAAAGCAUGAUUUACAAACAAAAUGUUUUGGGCUGUUUUUUUUUUUUUCGAAGAAUAAUUUCAGGAUAUUAGAAAUGGUAAUGACUCUGCAAAGAUUAUUUUUUUAAAACAUGAAUUGAUGAGACAAACACAGCUCUCAGCCACUUGUAAAAACUCUGUCGAAGAUUCAAUAAAAUGUGGCUUUUCAAGUCUUUCUUCCACUCACGGAAAGUCACGGGGAAUGGAAAGAAAAGCAAUCAGCGUUCUGCACUCAAGGCGUCAUUCACAGCUUUAUUGAACACUACACAUACUCAAUGUGCCAAUGAAUGAAAAAAAAAUCAAGUCCUUUUUUUUAUUUUUUUAAAUCACCUUUUGUCAUUUUAAUUGCACAGAACAUUGAACCUACUUGUGAGCCCUGAAGAAUGAACUGUUUAAUGUUGCCAAUGAGCCGUUAGUGCUGAAUACAGAUUCAAAAGCCAAUUCUUAGACCUUUAAUUAGAUUGCCGGUUUUUAAAUGCUUUGAAACACGUGCGAGUAAACCUGAAAAUGAGAUAAAACGAAAAUGUUCUCACUGAUGUCAAUUUUUUAAAAUAAAACAGAUCUAUAACAUCAAUUAGAUCCAUUCAAAGUUCACAAGUGUGCUCCGCUAGAAUCAACAUAACACCUUUAAAAUUAAGACAAUAAUAUUUAACAUACAGUGUAUCAACAAGAUCUCUUUACAUCCAUACAAACAGCCAGUACAGUUCACUACAGCCUAAAGACAGGGUGCCAGGUUAUUGUUUAUAGUACAAGCUGAUGACAGGGAGGUGAGAUUUCUGCACUCUCUACGAAGCACACACUUCAAGAAAAGCCCCAAACAUGAUUCACAGAAAAAAAGAAAGAAAGAAAACUGGGAAUAGGCACUUUUGUUUUUUUUGUGUGUGUGUCUCAUCUAUUCUGUCUUAAUUUUCUUCACCCACACACCUCAGAUAGCAACAAAGCACACAACUCGAGUUCAAGAGCUCGAUUUUAGGUUAUUAAGUUAAAUCAUGUAAGAUCAGUUCACCACCUCAGCCAAAAGACGGGUAAAGGGAACAUUAAACACAAUAUGGGAGGGUAAUUCUCUCACAGGGCAUGGUAAAGGUUCAUUACAAAGGUUUUCUCAUCUUCUCACUCUUCAGCCCUCCAAAUACAGUUCAACUAUUGCAAAUAAUCUCAUCUGUGAUCCUUUUUUAAAACCAGAAACAGAGGUUGAUUCUUUCCCUUUUAAAACUAUAUCCUAUUUUACACAAUUUCUCUCUUUUCAAUGACUAACUGGUAAUGUUUCUUUUGUAUUUGCUCCAGCAGAUAUUCAAACAGACAAGCCAACAGGAAUCCUUGGGGGCAAAUGCUCCCGGCCAAAGUUGUUGACAAAAAAGGGUAACAUAUGAUCAGAAUGAUUCGGGCAGUAUUCCAUAAAGAGUCCCUGCAGAGACACAGUCCUUUUUAUUCAAGAGUUAGACGCAUUUUUCAAUUGUAUUAUUACAGGCUAUUUGCCUAAAUAUGGUGGAAAUGCUUGAGAGUGACGGGAAAUGAGGGAAGGGAGAGGGGAAUGACGCAUGAAGACCGCAGCCACGUGGUACAUGGGCCGCCCACUCCACCAACCGAGCCAAACUGGCAGCCAGAGUUAAAUGCUUUGAAUCCAUAAACAGCUAUCAAAAACAGGCAAAAACAGUCAUUUUACCUCACAGAACAAAGGAUUUUUAGGGGGCGAUUUUUACUGUUUUUACACAAAUAUUGUGUUGCAUCCAGACAUCAGGUAUGUGGUUGGCAGAAAAAAAACUAAGACUUUUUCCCAAGCAUACAGCGUAGGAAUUGCCAUUCUUGUCGUCAGUGCUCUCAUUGCUUUUUUACAUUAUAGGGAUGCAUCGUAGUUUGUUUCAGUCUGUUUCAAAAACUUCUCACAAGAGCUUUAAAAUAUCCGUGGUUUAUGUGUGUAACAUCAGGUCUGUAAAUCAGGAACUCUACAUAGAUAGAACAGGCCAAAGUCAGGGGUGCUGGUUUGGCUUGGGGGUUGUGUUUCGCCCCAUGUGCAGAGGCUGAGAUCCCCAAGUUCAGCCUUUUUCCUGUAUGUCACUCCACACUCUCUCCCCCAGAGACCUGCUCUUUCCACUGUCCUGUCCUCUUUGAAUAAAGACAUAAAAGUCUGAAAGUAUAAUCCAAAAAAAGUCAAAAACAACCCCCUUCAGACAGCGAUAGAAAACAACCUCUGAGGCAAAAUGACUGUUUUUGUUGGUGAAAUCUGCCGGCUUUAAAGACCGCAAUAAAACAGCAGUUUCUCUUUAAUGGAAAUGGAUUUUUCUCUCUUCCUGUUUAAGGAUAUUUUCUGUAAUUUUUUUACACAGUGAAACAAACAAGAACUCUGGGAGCUCAGGAGCAGCUGCCCUCACGGAUUACUGCGCGGCCCUUACAGUCGAUGCUGAUCGAAGCAAUCUGCUGGAGCCAUACUAACGCCUCCUGAACCAAUUCCUUAUUCUGACCCAAUAAAAUGUAAAAGUAGGUCUCAGGUUUGAAAAUACGGUAAUACCCUUUAAGCUUGUUUUUGAGAACAAGUGCUUAGUAAAUCUUUAGAGUGACACAGUAUUUUUUUUUCUUUGGGUUUCAGGGUUACGCUCUCUGCUACAGACGUAUAAUCAGUUAGAGUUUACAGUUACCAGGUCCAAAGCAAUAUUAGAGUCUUAUUACUGCCUAAACACACACUCCAUAUCAAGUCAACAUUGUUGCUUUAUACAGAAUAGUAAGUGGUGCUGAUGAGCAUUCAAGCAAGGCGUUAAAACCCAAACAAACGUUCAUUAGAGAAGCAGGUCUGUCAGAGCAAAUGAAUGAGAAACACACAUCAUCAAAAUCCACUGAAUCGGGAGUCUAAAAGCUUCCUCACACACAGAUUUAGUUUCCAUCCGGAGAAAAGAAAAACAGAAAUGUGAGCGUGCCUUUAAAAGACACUGGAGCAUCACUACCAGCAGUCAAAAGAAGUCAACACUGGACAAUAAAUACGUACAAAUGGACUUUUGUUGGGGAAACUGUGCCACGAGUGUUAUCUAAUGUGGGUCUGGACAGUGACAGCAUAGGAGGGCGGGCAGGACGGAGAGGGAUUAUGAAUUAUGGGAUCAUUCCAGGGGUCAGCAUGUGGCAGUAUUCACAGCAGGAUCUGAUUGAUUCAGGACAGGGAGGUGGCAAAGCAAGCAGGCGCAAGCUCUGUAGAAGAAGAAAGCAGCCAAAACACAACCUUUUUUUUUAGUUCCUAUCUUUCCUCGUUUUUUUCCUUCUUCCCUUUCUCGGCUGCUUUCUAGCGUGUGCUGCCUGUUUUGUGCAUUUUUAUGCUGUCAUGGCUGUGACUGGAACAAUGCAAGGCAGCAUGAGGACAAAGAAAUUUCACAUUUAGUGCUAAAUACUACAACAGGCUCGCCACUGUCUUCCACAUUCUUAUUUCCCUCCCCUCCAUCUCAGUCUCCGCUAUACUUCCCCCUUCACAGCGGAGAAUCUCAGUUGGUCAAGAAACAGACGUGUAAACUCUGUCUUUCUCUCUCUGUCCUCUUUUCCUCUCUCCUUUAAUUUUCUGUCUCUGAAUCGGUCUGCUCGGACAGCAGGAUGAAUGGAGGGUGAGGGGGUGAGUGGAUACCAGGUUUCCCUCGUAUCAGGCCCCCUCUGUGAGUCGGUCGAAGGAGACGGGAUGUUUAAAGGGAUGUGGUGGUGUGAGGAUGGUGGGAUACUGAUGCAGGUGGUGGAGGUCUAGUUCCCUCCACAGCAGGCUCGGGUGGAGUGGGCGUCCGGGUCCUGGAGGUUGACUCCCCGAUGUCGUGCUGCAUGUGUCGGGUUCUGGGUGUCUGUUUUUGGCAUCUUUUU